Messenger RNA from Alternaria novae-zelandiae, 1782 nucleotides. RefSeq lists its product as uncharacterized. The record is from RefSeq and is a predicted model, not a curated record. Gene Ontology annotation, molecular function: flavin adenine dinucleotide binding; NADP binding; N,N-dimethylaniline monooxygenase activity. Lineage: Eukaryota; Fungi; Ascomycota; Dothideomycetes; Pleosporales; Pleosporaceae. Bases 1 to 1782 code for a protein of 593 amino acids. The transcript has 4 exons.
AUGGGAGGAUCGCAGCCAUGGCCACAGGUUCCGGUCGGAAACAAGGACCAUACUGAUGCCGCAGUUGUUAUUAUCGGAGCGGGCAUCUCUGGAAUGUGUAUGGCGAUUGACCUCAUCAAGCGAAACCAAUGUCACAACUUCAUCAUCGUGGAGAAGAGCUCUAGUGUCGGCGGCACAUGGCAUGACAACAAGUACCCCGGCUGCUGCUGCGAUGUCUGGUCUAUGCUAUACAGUUAUUCCUUCGAACAAAAUCCAGAUUGGACGAGAGAGUAUCCGGGACAAGAGGAGAUACUUGAUUAUCUCCGCAACGUAGCCCGCAAGUACAACCUGUACAAAUACAUUCGUUUCAACACAUCCGUCGAAGCCGCAACGUGGGACGACUCGAAGAACCGCUGGAAGGUCGACGUGAACGUGACUGGCGGCAAAGAUGCAGAGUUCAACCCCGCUUACAGCAUUGAGUGCGACUUCCUGGUCUCAGCUGUUGGUCAGCUCAACCAGCCACAAUACCCGGAUAUCGAGGGUUUGGAGAGCUUCAAGGGCAAGAUCAUGCAUUCAGCGCGCUGGGACUGGAGCCACAGGCUUGAGGGCAGGAGUGUGGGCAUCAUCGGGAACGGUGCCACGGCUGCUCAAAUCAUCCCAGAAAUCCUACCGCAAACCUCGUCCCUGCACAUUUACCAACGAUCCCCGAACUGGGUCAUCCCGCGUCUCGAUGGCCCGGUUAGCGCCCUCAAACGUGCCGUACUGCGCUAUCUACCCCCAGUUCGCUGGCGCAUACGCAGUUCUAUGAUGGAUUUCCGGGAGUCCUUCCACGACGCCGUCACGGAUAGCAAGAGCGAGUUCGCAGAAGUGAUUCGAAGCAGUUGCAUGGAAAUGAUGAAGACACAAAUCCCCGACCAGCCUUCACUGUGGGAGAAACUCACACCAAACUACAGCCCAGGCUGCAAACGGGUCAUCAUAUCCGACGACUACUACCCCGCCGUAGCCAAUCCCAAGACAACGCUUGAAACAAACAAAAUCCGUCGCAUCACAGAAACCGGCAUCGAACUCGAAGACGGUACCCACCACGAGCACGACACCAUCGUCCUCGCAACCGGCUUCCGCACAGUCGAAUUCCUCCACCCCAUCAAAGUAAUCGGAGCCAAUUCGCGCCCCUUGGCAGACAUUUGGUCUUCCGGUGCUACAGCCCUCUAUGGCACUACCAUUCCCUCUCUCCCCAACUUUGGUCUUUUCUAUGGCCCCAACACAAACCUAGGUCACAACUCCAUCAUCCUGAUGAUCGAAGCACAGUCUCGCUACCUCAACACCCUCGUUUCCGCCGUUCUCGAUGCGCGAAACCGCGGUCAGAGAAUGGGCAUCAUGCCCAAAGAAGACAGGACACAUGAGUGGAACGAAGGUAUUCAGCAGAUUUUGAGGAACAGCAGUUUCGCCGACCCGAACUGCAUGUCGUGGUAUAAGAACAAAGAGGGGCGAAUUACCAACAACUGGUCCGGGACGGUCGUCGAGUACCAGGAGCAGCUUGCUAAGAUUGAUUGGGAGGAUUUUGAAACCACUGCUACUACUGAUGAGGAAGAGAAGGAUGCGAGUGCGACUGCUGCUGGCGGUGUUAGUGCGAGUAAAGUCGUUUUUGGGACGGGCAAGCAGGAGACGAAGAUUGGUCGGGUGCGCGAGGAGACGCUGGUGAGUAACACGACGUUGGUUCUUGGAACGUUGAGUGCGGUUGCUGCGGGUGCUGCGUGGGUUUAUCGAGGUAAGUUGCAUAAGAGACUUGGGCUGCGGACCUGA